Messenger RNA from Anarrhichthys ocellatus (wolf-eel), 1201 nucleotides. It is a transcript of the gene ctu1, whose product is annotated as cytosolic thiouridylase subunit 1 homolog (S. pombe). Gene Ontology annotation, biological process: tRNA wobble position uridine thiolation. Gene Ontology annotation, cellular component: mitochondrion; cytosolic tRNA wobble base thiouridylase complex. The transcript has 3 exons. The coding region runs from base 156 to 1187 and encodes 343 amino acids. The record is from RefSeq and is a predicted model, not a curated record. Gene Ontology annotation, molecular function: tRNA binding. NCBI's taxonomy places the organism in Eukaryota, Metazoa, Chordata, Actinopteri, Perciformes, Anarhichadidae.
GCGGAGCUCACGAGACAACAACAUGCUACUUUAUCUGUUCGUGUAAUACUUUUGUUGUUUAAGUAAGAAAGUGUAUAUGUUUUAAGUAUUUUUUCUAGUGUACUUCGUCCCCAUAUGCGCAAUUCAGAUCUCGGUUCAUCGAAAACGUUGUAAAGAUGCCUGUCCUGUGCAGUAACUGUAUCGACAAGCGUGCUGUGCUGAAGCGUCCAAAAACAGGCCACUCGCUGUGCAAGGAGUGCUUCUUCUGGGCCUUUGAGGAGGAGGUGCAUCAGACGAUCGUGGCAGCAAAGCUGUUCAAACAUGGGGAGAUAGUGGGAAUUGCCGCCUCGGGUGGAAAGGACUCCACAGUGCUCGCACAUGUAAUGAAGCUCCUAAAUGAGCGGUACAACUACGGCCUUGAACUUAUGCUUCUCUCAGUGGAUGAGGGAAUCUCUGGUUACCGAGAUGACUCCUUGGAGACGGUGAAGAGGAAUCAGCAACAGUACGAGCUGCCAUUGAAGAUCGUGUCGUACGAGGAGCUGUACGGCUGGACUAUGGAUGCUAUAGUGAAGCAGGUGGGACGGAAAAAUAACUGCACCUUCUGUGGAGUGUUCAGAAGGCAGGCUCUCGACAGAGGAGCCAUCAUGUUGAAAGUGGACAAGAUAUGUACAGGUCACAAUGCUGAUGAUGUGGCAGAGACGGUUUUGAUGAACGUCUUGCGAGGGGACAUAGCUCGUCUGCGCCGAUGCACUGCCAUCUCCACAAGCAGCGAAGGCGAAGGGGUCGUGCCGCGCUGCAAGCCCCUCAAGUAUGCGUACGAGAAAGAGAUUGUUCUGUAUGCGUACUUUAAGAAGUUGGACUACUUUUCCACUGAAUGUAUCUACUCUCCCAAUGCUUAUCGGGGCCAUGCGAGGACCUUUUUAAAGGACCUGGAGAGUGUGAGGCCGAGCUCCAUAAUGGAUAUUGUUCACUCGGGGGAGAACCUCUCUGUGCGGGAGGGCGUGAAGAUGCCUGUGCAGGGGACCUGCAAACAAUGUGGCUACAUCUCCAGCCAGGCUCUGUGUAAGUCAUGUGUGCUGCUGGAGGGGCUGAACCGAGGUCUGCCGAAGCUGGGCAUUGGCAAACACCACCUGCUGCAUGACAAAAUCCUCUCCAAGCAGCCUCUUACUGAGAAGGAGGAGAGGAAGCUGAAAUCGGUAGACUUUUGACAAUUAUGAUCCCC